This is a messenger RNA of Owenia fusiformis, 1397 nucleotides long. NCBI's taxonomy places the organism in Eukaryota, Metazoa, Annelida, Polychaeta, Sabellida, Oweniidae. The record is from the annotation of a GenBank genome assembly.
CAUCCUUUGAAAAACAUUUACCAUGAGUUCGACUUGGCUAGCUCUCUUGUGCUUGGGUGCUCUAUUUCUGUUAAUAAUACCAAGCUACGGACAAGGCCCGGGAGAUGAAUGCGAAUAUGAAUGGGACAUUUGCGUCAACAAUUCCGAAUGUAACCCCUACGCUGGGAUAUGUGUGGCAGAUGUUCCAGUAGCUACAAGACCUUUUGUCUGGAUAGGUGACGACCCAGUUUGUGAUCGGCAAACCACUGACUGCCAGACCUACUUUGAUCUUGACUAUGAUGUUAGCCAUCCCCAAGGAGAGUUCUCUACUGGUUGGUGUGCAUCGGGUACAAAACACAGAUGUCUAUCCAAGGUACCUCCCCCGCUUGGUGCCCCCUCCCCCGCCAACCAGCUACAGGUUGUGACAUAUAACGUAGCCGAGAGAGAUCAUUCCGUAAGUAUGGAUGGUCAACGUGAGCGCACUUGUCGAAUACCUAGGAAGUUGGUGGAACUAUUUCCUGAAGCGGAUGUGUUUGUCUUCCAAGAGGCGUUUAUGGGCGGUUGUUGGGACAGCCUGGAGGGUCUUGAUUUUAGGGAUCUGUUAUUCCACAAUGGCUUUCAACAUAUUACAGAAACCGUAGAUUUCGAGAUUGAUGACCCAACCAUUGAAAAUGGCGGAAUUUUCGUAGCUUCACGAUGGCCUAUUAUGGCCAUAGAACAGCACAUUUUCGAAAAUUAUGUCGAUAUAGAAGCCGACUCUCUGGCUGCCAAAGGUAUAGGUUAUGCCCAAAUUGAGAAAACAGUCAACGAUGUGUCAAGAAUUUAUAACAUAUUUGGAACGCACAUGCAGGCUUGGGAUGAUACUGAAGAGUAUGACACUGUACGUGAGCAGCAAGCCCAAGAGAUGUUUGAUUUUGCAGCGGGACUCGGCAUCAGCGCUUCCGAGCCUGUCAUCUUUUCCGGCGAUUUCAACGCAGAUAGAAACGUCAAACCCGGUCACAUGGCUAACAUCGCUGCGAUUCUCCAAUCCACGCAGCCAGCCACCGUUGGAGCUCUCAAUGUCACGUAUGAUCCCCAGACGAAUGAUUUCGUCAAUGCGGCAUACCCAAAUAACCCUCGUUCCUGGCUCGAUUACGUCAUCUACAGUAACAACCAUCUUGUACCCUCUCAGUCCAGUAUGCAGGCCGUGGCUAUCACCUCAGACCAACCUGUAACUAUGUGCUGGUGUUUCAACUGCCCUUCUUUAAUCGGUGACUACGUCUUCCCCAAUGACCCAGAUUGCGCUGAAACCAAACAGUUGACCCAUCUCUCCGAUCACCACGCCGUAUUGGGACAAUUCACCUUUCCUUGAACGUGAUUAACUUGCUAUAUUUUUGUAAAUUUAAUGGAGAACGAAUUAGAUAUUUAAACAUACAAAA